AUGUACGUCGUAGAAUUUGGUGGUACUCAUCAAUCACUUCCCCUGGUGCCAGCCUAUCAUGUGACUCAAGGUGGUUGUAAUUUCCGAUGGAUCAUUGUUGUGAUUGUCUGUUGUGUAAACAAGUAUUGGAAUGAGUUUAUUUGCCUGGCUCGUAUUUUCUCCCACAGUAACUCGCAUGACAACCUGCUUCGAAAUAUUGAGUGUUUGGAGAAAUAUGCUCUCAUGUUCGCCGAUCGGGUGGUCUUCAUAAAGGAUGUAAGAGACAAGUGUGAACAAAAUGAGAUUUGUGAAUGGGGUUUCUAUUGGCGGUGUCACAAACUCAAGAGCAUCGACUGCAUUGCCAUUCACUACUCCUCCGAGAAACGACUCAUUAAGGUCGAAUUCCCUGAAUCCAAGAUCCACGAAGAAAUGCUCUUCCUUCUCUCCAUCUCCGAUCGUGAUCUUUCUGAUGCUGAAAUCCUCGACACUGCAAUGUGCCGUGGCAGCGCAGUUGGUCUUGGUCUCACCACCACUGCUGCUGCCCCUCAACCCUCCACCUCCCUCACCGACCCUAGCGAAGAGUCCGUUGUUCAUGAACCGGAGACUGCUUCUUCUUCUUCAAUCGCCUCCUCUUCCGUUGCCACAACUACUGCUUCCGCUUCUGCCUCCGCUUCCACUUCUGCCAUCUCUCGGGGGAUGAGGGGGGAGGAAGAAGUAGUGGGUCAGCGCUCCGUAGCUGGAAUAUUUCCUCGAACAUCCCUGCCCUCGUCGUUUGCUGCAUCGUCAUCGACGAGCACGACAGGAGCUAUGGCAACACCAACAACAGUGACGCCGAUGGCUUCUACCGGUACUGGCGUUGCGAGUGGUGGUGCCUCCCACACUCGAGGUUUUGUGGGUGCCUUCGCGGGCUCACAUCGUGGUACAAGGAGGUCGUGA
Molecule: messenger RNA, 915 nt
Organism: Hydatigera taeniaeformis
Lineage: Eukaryota; Metazoa; Platyhelminthes; Cestoda; Cyclophyllidea; Taeniidae
Source: the annotation of a GenBank genome assembly